Messenger RNA from Scheffersomyces stipitis CBS 6054, 1293 nucleotides. RefSeq lists its product as uncharacterized. The transcript has a single exon. NCBI's taxonomy places the organism in Eukaryota, Fungi, Ascomycota, Pichiomycetes, Serinales, Debaryomycetaceae. Bases 1 to 1293 code for a protein of 430 amino acids. The record is from RefSeq and is a predicted model, not a curated record.
AUGACACAGACUGUGCCUUUUGGCAAGAAAUUCAAAGAAACCUACUUCACUAACAUCAAUCCACAGUACACUGCAGUGAACCAUGGUUCGUACGGAUUGUUCCCUGACAAGAUCUUCCACAGAUAUGUGGAGGAAAUGAAAAAAGAUUUGUACAAUCCUGACAAUUACGUGAAGGUGCAACAACCCGAAACGUACAAGAAGGCACUUCAGACGCUUGGAGAGUUUUUUCAUUGUGACUACCGCAAUCUUGCUCUUGUUGACAAUGCUACCACUGGGGUAAACACUAUUUUGAGAAGUUUCCCCUUGGAUAAGGGUGACAAAAUCGUCUAUCCCAGUACCAUAUAUGGUGCUUGUGGCCUAACCAUCAAAUUCAUGGUCAAUCGGUAUGGCAUUGAAGCUGUUCCUAUUGAGUUGGUCUACCCAUUGGAAGAAACAGAGAUUUUGUCCAAGUUUGAAAAGGUGUUCAAAGAACAGAAGCCCAAGAUCGCUCUCUUCGAUGUGGUUAUCUCUAUGCCAGGGGUCAAGUUCCCCUACGAGGAAAUGACCGAAUUAUGUCGCAAAUAUGGAGUCUUGUCCUUGAUUGACGGCGCUCAUUGUGCUGGGUUGAAUCCUAUUGACUUGGGUAAGUUGAGGCCAGAUUUCUUCGUCACCAACUUGCAUAAGUGGCUCUUUGUUCCUCGUGUGUGUGCUUCUUUGUACAUUGAUAAAAAGCACCACCGUAGUGUUCAUACUCUUCCUGUUAGCCACUCGUACUUGGAUGACAAUUCCAAGGUCAGUGCUGAGGAUGAAGAGAACUGGUUGGUUGAUAGGUUUACCUUUAUUGGAACCAAGAACUUUGCUUCAAUCGCUGUUAUUGGUGACUGUAUCAGGUUCAGACAAGAAGAAUGUGGAGGUGAACAAGCCGUCUAUGACUAUUGUCAUUCUCUUGCUAUUAAGGCUGGUGAUGCCGUAAGCAAAAUAUGGGGAGGUCCUGUCUUGCAAAAUAAAGCAAAGACAUUGGUCAGCACGAUGGUUACUGUAGAACUACCACUCGAGCAGUUUGGUUUGCUGAUCACUGAUUUUACUGGCAAUUAUGUUGAAACCAUUGAAUACGUUUUUGGAAGAGAGUUUCAAGAGUAUAACACGUAUGUGCCAGUUAUUGUCCACAACAAGAAGAUGUACGGGCGCUUCUCGGCACAGGUAUAUACGGAACUCUCCGAUUUCGAAGUUGCUGCCAGAAAGGUUGUCGAAGUAUUUAACACAUUAGCUGAUGAUCCGAAGUUUAGAAAGUUGUCGGGGAAGUCGAAGUUAUAG